Molecule: messenger RNA, 5381 nt
Organism: Chinchilla lanigera (long-tailed chinchilla)
Lineage: Eukaryota; Metazoa; Chordata; Mammalia; Rodentia; Chinchillidae
Gene: Ret
Product: ret proto-oncogene
Exons: 20
Coding region: 130-3477 (1115 amino acids)
Biological process (GO): positive regulation of kinase activity; cell surface receptor protein tyrosine kinase signaling pathway; protein phosphorylation
Cellular component (GO): axon; membrane; signaling receptor complex
Molecular function (GO): transmembrane receptor protein tyrosine kinase activity; ATP binding; calcium ion binding
Source: RefSeq, a predicted model, not a curated record
CGCCGCCGCAUCCCGCACCCGGACCCCGCGCCCGCACCUGCACCACGCACUGCGCACCCCUCGCCCCUCGGUAUGGGCCGCCCAGCCUGAGCGCCGCUCCUGACCCGCGUCCCCGGCCCGCGCGCGGCGAUGGCGAAGGCGACGUCCGGUGCCGUGGGGCUGCGGCUCCUGCUGCUGCUGCUGCCGCUGCUCGGCGAAGCCCCUCUGGGCCUGUACUUCCCGAGGGAUGCCUACUGGGAGCGGCUGUACUUGGACCAGCCAUCUGGCACACCGCUGCUCUACGUGCAUGCCAUGCGUGACACACCUGGGGAGGUGCCCAGCUUCCACCUUGGCCAGCACCUCUAUGGUGUCUACCACAAGCCGCUGCACAGGAAUGACUGGAUCCGUGUGGAGGACACCGGCCUUCUCUACCUCAACCGCAGCCUGGACUUCGGCUCCUGGGAGCAGCUCAGCCUGAGAAACGGUGGCUUCCCCCUGCUGACCAUCUUCCUCCAUGUCUUCCUGUCGUCCCCACCCCUGCGCGAGGGCGAGUGCCACUGGCCAGGGUGUGCCCGAGUGUACUUCUCCUUCAUCAACGCCUCCUUCCCGGCCUGCAGCUCCCUUUCAUCCCGGGAGAUCUGCUUCCCGGAGAACGGGCUGUCCUUCCGAAUCCGAGAGAACAGGCCACCCGGCACCUUCCACCAGUUCCGUCUGCUGCCCGUGCACUUCCUGUGCCCCAACAUCAGUGUGGUCUACAGGCUCCUGCAGGGUGAUGGUGACAGCGGCCCCUUCCGCUGUGCCCAGGACAGCCUGGAGGUGAGCACGCGCCGUGCGCUGGACCGAGAGCGCCGUGAGCGCUUCGACCUGGUGGCCGCGUGUGUCGUGCGGUCCGGCGCGCGUGAGAAGGAGGUGCGGGAGCCCUUCCCCGUCACCGUGUACGACGAGGACGACUCGGCGCCUAGCGUUGCGGGGGCCGCGGACACCGCCAGCGCCGAGGUGACCUUCCGGCGCAAGGAGGGCACGGUAGUGGCCACGCUGCGCGUGUUCGACGCAGAUGUAGUGCCUGCCUCCGCAGAGCUAACCCGGCGCUACACCGGCACCCUGCUGCCCGAGGAUCCCUGGGCCCAGCAGCAUUUCCGCCUGGAGCAUGUGCCCAACGAGACCCGUGUGGCGGCUGAGGACGGCAGCACCGUGCGGGCCACUGUGCACGACUUCAAGCUGGUUCUCAACCAGAGUCUACCGAUCUCGGAGAGCCGAACCCUGCAGCUGGAUGUGCUGGUCAAUGACUCCACCUUCCAGGGCCCAGGCUCAGGCAUCCUUCUCCUCCACUUCAACGUGUCAGUGCUGCCUGUCCACCUGCGCCUGCCCAGCACCUAUGCCUUCUCCGUGAGCAGGCAGGCCCACCGUUAUGCCCAGGUUGGCAAGGUCUGUGUGGAGCACUGCCGGGAGCUCAGCGGUGUCCAUGUGCAGUACAAGCUACAGCCGUCCAGCACCAACUGCAGCGCCCUGGGGGUGCUCAGCUCGGCCAAGGACACCUCAGGGACCCUGUUCGUGAAUGACACGGAGGCUUUACGGCGGCCAGAGUGUGAUGAGCUGCAGUACACAGUGGUGGCCACCGACCUGGAGACCCACGUCCAGGCCCAGGCCAUACUGCUGGUCACUGUGGAGAGGACAUAUGUGGCUGAGGCAGCGGGCUGCCCCCUGUCCUGUGCGGUCAGCAAGAGGCGCCCCGAGUGCGAGGAGUGCGGUGGCCUGGGCGCCCUGUCCGGCCGGUGUGAGUGGCGGCAGGGUGACGGCAAAGGGAUCUCCAGAAACUUCUCCACCUGCUCCCCCAGCAUCAAGACCUGCCCCGAUGGCCACUGCGAUGUCGUGGAGAACCAGGACCCCCAUAUCUGCCCCCAAGACUGCCUGCGGGGCAGCAUCGUUGGGGGACACGAGCCAGGGGAGCGCCGGGGGAUCAAAGCUGGCUAUGGCACCUGUAGCUGCUUCCCAGAGGAAAGAAAGUGCUUCUGCGAGCCUGAGGACAGCCAGGGCCCGCUGUGUGAUGACCUGUGCCGCACAGUGAUCGCAGCAGCUGUGCUCUUCUCCUUCAUUGUCUCGGUGCUACUGUCCACCUUCUGCGUCCACCGCUACCACAAGCACGCACACAAGCCGCCUAUUGCGUCUGCAGAGAUGACCUUCUGCCGGCCCGCCCAGACCUUCCCAGUCAGCUACUCCUCAGCAGGGGCCCGCCGGCCCUCGCUAGACUCCAUGGAGAACCAGGUCUCUGUGGACACCGUCAAGAUCCAGGAGGACCCAAAGUGGGAAUUCCCUCGCAAGGACCUGGUUCUCGGGAAGACCCUGGGAGAGGGCGAAUUUGGGAAGGUGGUGAAGGCCACGGCCUUCCGCUUGAAGGGCAGAGCUGGCUACACCACAGUGGCCGUGAAGAUGCUGAAAGAGAAUGCAUCCCAGAGCGAGCUGCGUGACCUGAUGUCUGAGUUCAACCUCCUGAAGCAGGUCAACCACCCACACGUUAUCAGGCUGUACGGGGCCUGCAGCCAGGAUGGGCCACUCCUCCUCAUUGUGGAAUAUGCCAAGUAUGGGUCCCUGCGGGGUUUCCUCCGGGACAGCCGCAAGGUGGGACCCGGCUAUGUGGGCAGCGGAGGCAGCCGCAACUCUGGUGCCCUGGACCACCCGGACGAGCGGGCGCUGACCAUGGGUGACCUCAUCUCCUUCGCCUGGCAGAUCUCCAGGGGUAUGCAGUACCUGGCUGAGAUGAAGCUCGUGCACCGGGACCUGGCAGCCAGGAACAUCCUGGUGGCCGAGGGCCGGAAGAUGAAGAUCUCGGACUUCGGGCUGUCCCGAGACGUGUACGAGGAAGACUCCUAUGUGAAGAGGAGCAAGGGCCGAAUUCCUGUCAAGUGGAUGGCGAUCGAGUCCCUGUUCGACCACAUUUAUACCACACAGAGUGAUGUGUGGUCCUUCGGGGUCCUACUGUGGGAGAUUGUGACCCUGGGGGGCAACCCGUAUCCCGGGAUUCCUCCCGAGCGACUCUUCAACCUCCUAAAGACGGGCCACCGCAUGGACAGGCCGGACAACUGCAGCGAGGAGAUGUACCGGCUCAUGCUGCAGUGCUGGAAGCAGGAGCCAGACAAGAGGCCCAUGUUUGCUGACAUCAGCAAAGACCUGGAGAAGAUGAUGGUCAAGAGCAGAGACUACCUGGACCUCGCGGCGUCCACCCCGUCAGACUCCCUGCUGUAUGACGACGGCCUCUCAGAGGAGGAGACGCCACUGGUGGACUGCAGCAGUGCCCCCCUCCCUCGUGCCCUCCCCUCCACAUGGAUUGAAAACAAACUCUAUGGCAUGUCAGACCCGAGCUGGCCUGGAGAGAGUCCUGUACCACUCCCGAGAGCCGAUGGCCCUAACACGGGGUUUCCGAGAUAUGCAAAUGAUAGUGUUUAUGCUAACUGGAUGGUCUCGCCCGCAGCGGCGAAGUUAACGGACACAUUUAAUAGUUAACAUUUCUAUGUGCACGGUCAUGGACUCACGAGGGGAAGAACAUGCCAAGAAUGGACAGUCCACCAGCCUUUCCUGUGCCUAUCACCCUGGCCAGGCCAGGCCCAGGUGGCAGACUCGUUCCCAGUAGUUGGUUGUAACUGGUUUCCAAAGUGGUUUCUUCCCUGAUGGCUGGUGAUGUCCCUCCUAGCAGACGUGGCCGCCGGGUGAGUGCUGAGUCUUGGCGCUAACUUGUCCUUCCCCUUUCUCACCAGGCAGCCCCUCAUCUGUGUCCACUGGUGGCCACCAUGUGCCCCCAGUCCCGUGUGGGCCUGCCACUCGCUACCUUGUGUGAGAAAUUGUACCUGAACUGUCUGAUUUUCCUGGUUGCCACUAAAACAGUGCAACAAGGUGGAACCAUGAAGCGCACGCGCGCGCACACACACACGCACACACACACACACACACACGCACACACACACAGGCAGUAGGAAAACCCUUGCCGGAGUAGCCUGGCCUUACUCAAAAGAAGCCUGUGGGGCCUGAGUGGUAACAGCAAACCUCACCCCAACCCUGGGGCAGGAAGGGAAGGGGGCACCAGGACAAGCCUUGGCUCCAAAUUUAAGGUCCUAAAAAUGGUUUUUAAAAUCAUGUAGCCUUUUCUUAGGAAGACACUUCGUUUCGCCAUUAUUAAAGUGAUUCUUAGAUCUAGCACAAUGGGGAUCUGAUGCUGCCCUUGCUGUGUGCACAGCAAUUUCGGGGAGGGGCUCACAGACGGGUCCAGGCCUCAAGUGACGGUGUGGGAUGACCACGACCCUGCCACCACAGCACAGAACACGGCAGCCUCUGGUGCUCCAUCACCCCACCACUGCCCUGCCAUGUGCCCUCUUUGGAGAGCAGCAGGGGCCCCAGCACCCAGACCAGGUGAGCCUGUGCGUGUGUUUGUGGGUCCCCUAAUGCUCUCUCCUGAAGGGACCGACCUGCUAGUCACGUCAUGAGGGAUGCUGACAACGCCAUGGACCGCUGCGCCUGACUGCAGCUCUACCUUGGGAGGACACAGUCUGCCUCUUUCUGUUGGCAGACAGCAAGGCGUUUUGGUUUCUUCCAUUCUGACCAUGACUCAGACAUAGGUUUCUUGUCACUGCACUGUUGUGUGGUCAUACCCUGCACCCCUGCUGCUAUAGGGGUGACUACAGGAGUCCAGGCCAGUCAUGUUGCAAGAAGGGGCUGCACCACCAGAACACUGCCUGGUUAUCAGACGUCAGCACUGUAAGAGGACUUCGAGUGGUCUCCAUAAACGCGGCACUUCAUGGGCACUUCACAAAGCAGAGGAUGAUGACUUUUGUGUGGCAGGAGGGCCCGGAUGUGUGUGUGUGACAGCCCUGUGGUGGGUGUGCACAUACACAUGUACACACAUCCAGGGAGAGCCAGGACACGCUCACGGGGAUGGUAACAUGGCUUUAGUUUGGGCCAUCCAGAUACACUGUGAUAAGUUCUACAAAUACUGUAGUCAUGGCAAACUCUGGUUUUCAGAUGAGUUUCAUGACAGCUUAUUAAAUGCAGAACUAAAGAUAAAGUUAUUAAAAUGCCCGUCCAGUAAGUGUGAAUUUUACAGUUAGUUUGUUUUUGUGGCACCAGUCCUCUGGGUCCAAACACUCACCCAGGGGUGGGGAACUAACACUUGCCUAGUAACCCAGCCAAGUGAGUUACAAAAGUACCCAUUCCUACCAGACAACUUUCAUUCACAUACGUGCAGGCAUUGCUAAGUAUUAAGUGUUACUGAGUAUUAAGUAGCAAUCUGUCAGCUAUUAACUAUGUGAAAUCCAUUUAAGAAAGGUUAUUAAACCAUGUCAUGUUAAUUUGUUUUUGUAGUCAAAGUGACUAAGGAAGUAAUUUCAGUUGUGUAAAUAAAAUCAUGUAUCAUAAAA